UAUGGAAACUUGUCAGUGUCACAUAAAGAGAUGGUAUAUUGUUUACAAAAAAGUAAUAGUACAAAAUGGUUAAUAAAGAUUGGGAAAAAGUUUCACCCUCCUUAUCAGCACCUGUAUUAAACUGUAUUAAAAAGCAAGGCUUCAAAUGUAUGACUCCGAUACAGGCCGCUGUGAUCCCUUUACUUUUGUCUUGCAAGGAUGUAGUCGCGGAGGCAGUUACUGGAUCUGGGAAAACUUUAGCUUUUGUAGUACCUAUGCUGGAAAUGUUAAUAAAGAAAGAGAAAGACAGUCCACUUAGAAAAGAUUUCGUUUAUUCCAUUAUAAUAUCUCCGACGCGUGAAUUAGCAACUCAAAUCUUUGAGGUAAUCAAACAAUUUCUUCAAGAGCCUGAACUGUCCCACAUAAUACCAUGUUGUCUAGUCGGUGGCAGGCCGGUAGAAACUGACAUAGAAAGUGUACAAAACGGAGCACAGAUAGCAGUGUGCACCCCGGGUAGGCUGCAGGACUUACUGGCUGAAAGGAAAAAUUUAAAUCUGCCAGGAAGAGUUAGAGAUUUGGAGUUACUAGUAUUGGAUGAGGCAGAUCGUCUUCUAGACUUGGGUUUCCACACAACCCUCACCACAAUACUGCAAUACAUGCCACGUCAACGUCGCACCGGUUUGUUCUCCGCCACACAGACAAAAGAGUUGCAGGAUUUAGUCCGUGCUGGUCUUAGAAAUCCGGUUCUCAUAAGCGUCAAAGAGAAGUCCACAAUUAGCACACCUAUUUCUCUAGAGAAUUACUAUGUUAUAAUAGAACCACAGGACAAAUUCCUCUUCAUGUUGAACUUUAUCAGGAACAGGAAGCUGAUGAAGGGCUUAUUCUUUCUGCCGACGUGUGCGUGCGUGGACUACUGGGCGAGCGUGUUGCCAGUUUUUCUGCCCGAUUUAAAGGUGUUUGCGAUACAUGGCAAAAUGAAACACAAGAGAGCUAAGAUUCUCGAGAAGUUCCGACAGGCUGAACGCACGAUUUUACUGUGCACAGAUCUAAUGGCUAGGGGCUUAGACAUCCCGGAAGUAGAGUGGGUACUCCAAUGGGAGCCGCCCACUAAUCCGGCUGCGAUCGUCCACCGGGCUGGGAGGGCCGCCAGGGGAGGGGCAUCUGGGUGCUCCUUGUUACCACUUCUGGCCACUGAGGACGCCUACGUGGGCUUCAUCAAGGCGAACCAGAAGGUGGAGAUGAAGGACUGGAGACAGUCGGGCGAUGAGAUCAAGAUUGGGGAUCGGUUGAGGGAGAAGGUGCUAUCAAUACUUCACGAACAACAAAAGAAAGAUCGCGCGAUAUUAGACAAAGGGCAGCGAGCUUUCGUCUCACACAUAAGGGCAUAUUCAAAACACGAGUGCAAUAUAUUAUUACAGCUAAAGGAAUUGCCCCUAGGGCACAUAGCUACUAGCUACGGGCUCCUGAAACUGCCCCUAAUGCCUGAAAUAAAGGAAGAACAUAGAAAACAAUUUGUAGGCCCCAAAGAGAAAAUAGAUUUCAAUAGCAUUCCAUACAAAGAUAAACAGAAGGAAACCAGCAGAUUGCAGAAGUUGGAAGAGUAUAAGAAGACUGGAGUCUGGCCAACGAAGAAGAGAAAAAAGAUGACCAAAACUCAGCCAUGGGAACAAGCAAAACAGAACAAAGAAGAGAAAAAAGAAAAACGUAAAAAGAGGAAAGAAGCCAAACAGAAGAUGAUCGCAGAAGGAAAGAAGGCGACAAAAAAGAGAAAAACAGUGACUCAAGAAGAGAUAGACGAACUAGCCGCUGACGUGGCAUUGAUAAAGAAACUUAAAAAACGAAAAAUUUCUAACGAUCAGUUUGAUAAAGCGUUUGAAGUUGAUAAAUAAGCACUUAUUGUAUUGUUAUGUUUUGUUUUUAUUAUUCCUAAUCGUAUCUUGAAUGCAGUAGGGGUCUCAGUGCAGUGUAUUAAAAAUUAUUGUAUGCAUAGAUGGCGCAUAAUUAUACCGCAAUCAUAUUUAUUUUAUAUCAAUAAAAUUAUGUAAAUAUGGGAUGAUUUGAUGCUAUUUUAAAAUAGUUUUGUAAGAGCGGUAUAUGCUAUUCAUAAUCAAACAAGGGCAAUUUUAUAUUGAAUCAAAAAUGUGUGGGUUGAAGAAAAAAUGUGUAUGCCCACGGUUAAGGUUUACGUUUUUUCAGUAAUCGUAAAAAUAUUGUAUUGUCACCGAUCCUUGAUAAGGGUACAAAGUUUGAAUUAUUAUACUGUUCGAAAUCAGAAGAGGACUGUUGAAUAUUAGUUUGAUGUGAUAAGACUGUGCUGCAAUCCUGCACAACUAGAUACCUAAUUGAUUUAGUCAUUUGGUAACAAAUCGCAGCCACUCACAAAGACUAUUAACAAAGUGAGGGUAGUUUUUAAAUAAAAUAACGAGAUGAAAACUCCAUUCUAUAUUAUACUUCAUACCUCAAAAGGUCAAAACAUGAACUGUUUUGACAUGACUAAACUUUUUGCAUGGUUGGCUCCAAGAUUCGAACUUAGAACACCUCUCACUACAAUGAGUCAUAACCGACGUAAGAGUAAUAUAAAAAAACAUAUUACUAUUCCCGUGCACUUCCUUCUUACGAGAGCUUAUGUGACGAUUCAUGUAACAUAAGAAUGUUACCUAAAUAUAACAUAGAUAAAAAAUUCUACAAAAGCCAUCAUCGCCGCCUUUUGGGGAAGUACAAUUCCAAAUAACAUUUAGUGAAGGGUACUUGAAAUAUGAGGGUUUAAAAAAUGAUACAACCAGUGAAAAUAGUAAAAUAGACAUUUAUUGCAGCUCAACUUUCAUAAUUGCAACAUUUUGAGUAUUAAUUAUCUAACACAACAAGGCACUUCGUUCCAACUGCUCUUGAUAAUUUCCAACAUAUUCAAAAUUAUUUUUAACAUCAUUGGCAAAUCACAUUAAUAUACUGGCAACAUCGUUUUGGAAAUUGAACGAGUAAGAAUUAAAAUUAGGAAUACUAAUGACAUCAAAAACUAAUAGCUUGUCAAUUAGCACCAAUGUGUUGCCAUUUAACAAACGCAAAAUUAUUAUUUAGUCUGUAGAAUUUUAAUUAAAACUGUCAACGAUUUUACCGCCAAAAUGAGUCAGAAAUUUUUUUUUUAUUAUUUUAUUUGUGGCGAGAUAAGGUAAAAAAUAUGUAACAUUACGCGAAAUAAGCUUUACAAACACACACUUAUAUUGAUCAAGCGAAUGUUAACAAUGUUUAAAGCAAAUUUAACGGUUAGUGGUCCACAUUUUAGUUUAAUACAUAACAAAAAAUAUUUAUUGAGAAUCUCUAGGUUAUACCUAUUUGUUUGACAUUUCAUCUUCUUACAUUAACGGGGAAAUAUAAAACAAUCUAUUGCAUCUUAAUUAUAAAUAACAUUUAGAUCAAUAAAGAUAAUCAAAAUGAGCAAGGGUUUAUAUACAUUAAAAUUCAAUAAGAAAUAACGUGAGGGAAGACGUCAUUACAAAUAGGGUAUUUUUAUUAAUUGCAAUACUAGAACCAUAUUGGCACCUUAUAUGAUAUAAUAUAGAGAAUAAACUUAUUGUGCGUUGUAUUUUACUAUUUUCAUUUUAAAACUUAUUAUUUUCUAAAAAUUGGAGAGCUAUAUACACAUUUUCCGUCAGCACAAACAGACAGUCAAAUAAUUUAUUUUUAUAAAGAGAAAGCAGCAAGCCCCGUUAAUAUUUAAAAUAAGCAUUUAAUCAUUUGGCACGAUUCAAUUAUAUGCAAUAUUCUGAAAUAAAAUUUAAAGAAAAAAAAUACUCAUCGCGUGUGAAUAUUAAAAAUGAAGCUUCAAAACAUAUCCGUCUCGCUCUUAAGCAAAGAUAAACAGCUAUGUAAAAGUGUUUCUGUCCUGUAUCCACACGCGUGCGACACUAUAUAAUAAAAAGGGAAAUCUAUAACGCGCAUAUCUAAUACCGCAAAUAUAAACUUUAAAAUAAGUACAAUUAGCUCGAUAUUUCCUGCGUUUACACGAUAAAUGUUAGCUACCAAAACAAAAUAAGUAAUACAAAAAAUAAUAAUUAAUAAUAUAAUAAUAACUGAAGCUUCACAUACGAUGUACGACAAAUAAUUUACACAAAUAUCCUUAAUUAUACAAGCAUUUCAUACAAUCUACACCAUGCAUUGCCUUGUCAUGAUCUUAAAAAAACAUCUAAAAUUACGCCAUCUUAAAAUUACAAAAAAAAA
This is a messenger RNA of Zerene cesonia (dogface butterfly), 4194 nucleotides long. RefSeq names its product probable ATP-dependent RNA helicase DDX55 homolog. Lineage: Eukaryota; Metazoa; Arthropoda; Insecta; Lepidoptera; Pieridae. Bases 66 to 1868 code for a protein of 600 amino acids. The transcript has 6 exons. Gene Ontology annotation, molecular function: nucleic acid binding; ATP binding. The record is from RefSeq and is a predicted model, not a curated record. Gene Ontology annotation, cellular component: nucleolus.